Molecule: messenger RNA, 654 nt
Organism: Aedes aegypti (yellow fever mosquito)
Lineage: Eukaryota; Metazoa; Arthropoda; Insecta; Diptera; Culicidae
Product: embryonic polarity protein dorsal-like
Exons: 1
Coding region: 179-577 (132 amino acids)
Biological process (GO): non-canonical NF-kappaB signal transduction; regulation of DNA-templated transcription; innate immune response
Cellular component (GO): cytoplasm
Molecular function (GO): DNA-binding transcription factor activity
Source: RefSeq, a predicted model, not a curated record
CAUUUAAAUGCACGUAAAUGCACACUCGACAAAUUCGAAAGUCAUGGCUUGCUCCAACAAUUGGUUGUUGUUCUUUUCAAAGUGUCAAACUGGAGAGGAGCUUGAAACAUUCAGUACCUGUGCACUAAGUUGAGAACCGGAUGCAUUUGGGUAUCGACUUAAUCAAAAAGCAACCUCUAUGUGGACAUUAAGGUUGAUAAUAAUUUGGAGCUUCUUGAACAGGAGCAUAGUGAUUCACCGUCCAGUUGUCCAGUUGGUGUCUGAUGUAGCCGGUGGAAGAGAGAUUAUUUUGCUGUGUGUAAAGGUCGCCAAAGAGGAUAUCGCCGUGCGUUUUUACGAGGAACAGCACGGUAACAUCGUGUGGGAAGAAUACGGCGAGUUCCAGCAUACCAACGUGCACAAGCAGGUGGCGAUCAGCUUCCGGACGCCCCGAUACCGAACGCUGGAAAUGGAACAUCCUGUCAUGGUGAACAUUCAACUGAAGAGGCCAUCGGACGGUGCUACCAGCGAACCGCUGCCAUUCGAGUUGACGCCCCUUGACUCAGCCAAACGAAAGAAACGCAAGCCUAACACCUGAGGGGACACCCCAGUACACAUGCCAGAAGCAGCCCGCCAUCCGUACUAUGCAACGUUGGGCAAUGUGCCGGGAGAAGC